Messenger RNA from Eubalaena glacialis (North Atlantic right whale), 3465 nucleotides. It is a transcript of the gene SPAG1, whose product is annotated as sperm associated antigen 1. NCBI's taxonomy places the organism in Eukaryota, Metazoa, Chordata, Mammalia, Artiodactyla, Balaenidae. Gene Ontology annotation, molecular function: heat shock protein binding. Gene Ontology annotation, cellular component: cytosol; mitochondrion. The record is from RefSeq and is a predicted model, not a curated record. The transcript is spliced from 20 exons.
CACGCCCCUCCCUGGGUACGAGCCGCGCGGCUGGUGAAGUGUGUGGCUGCGGCCUCCGCAAGGCUUGGGGUCUGAACCAGCCAUGACUGCCAAAGAUUAUCCAUCAUUGUGGGGCUUUGGAACAACAAAAACAUUUAAAAUACCUGUUGAACAUUUGGAUUUCAAGUAUAUUGAAAAAUGUUCAGAUGUUAAACACUUGGAAAAAAUUCUUUGUGUGCUCAGGUCUGGUGAGGAAGGAUAUUAUCCUGAACUUACUGAAUUUUGUGAAAAGCGCCUUUCAGGCUUGGCUCCUGGAAGUAGAGCUUUGAGGAGAGAGAAACCUGCAGCGACAGCAGCCAGUUUCACAGCAGAAGAAUGGGAAGAAAUUGACGGUGAUAUAAAGAUUUGGGUAUCAGAAAUUAAAAAAGAAGAUGAUAAAAUACACUUUCAAGAAACCGAAACAUUUCCGGCAAUGGAAGAUAAUUUGCCUCCAGUUCGUGGUUCAAACAGCCAUCUUCACGUUGCCAAGGAAAAAAAUUCUAAAAGACCAGCUAAAAAGAAAAUUCCGAGGGAUUAUGCAGAGUGGGAUAAAUUUGACGUGGAAAAGGAAUGUGCGAAAAUUGAUGAAGAUUACAAAGAAAAAACUAUAGUAAACAACAAGUUGCAUUUGUCUAAAAUUGAGACAAGACUAGAUACAGCAGGUCUAACUGAGAAGGAAAAGGAUUUUCUUGCUACUCAUGAAAAGGAGAAAGGAAAUGAAGCUUUUAACUCAGGAGAUUAUGAAGAGGCUGUGAUGUAUUAUACUCGGAGCAUAUCAGUGCUUCCCACGGUAGCAGCCUAUAACAAUCGCGCUCAAGCGGAACUCAAAUUACAGAACUGGAACAGUGCUUUUCAGGAUUGUGAAAAGGUCUUGGAGUUAGAACCCGGGAACUUAAAGGCUCUUCUGCGCCGUGCCACUACGUAUAAACAUCAAAACAAGCUCCAGGAAGCUAUAAAAGAUUUGAAUAAAGUACUGGCUGUUGAACCUGAUAAUGAGUUGGCCAAAAAAACCUUGUUAGAGGUUGAAAGAGAUCUGAAAAAUUCUGAACCUGCAUCUGAGACUCAAACCAAAGGAAAAAGGAUGGUUAUUCAGGAAGUAGAAAAUUCAGAAGAUGAAAAUGAAAAGGACAGUGGAAGAAAACAUGAAGAUGGCAUUGGGGAUAAGAAGGCCGCGGAGCCGGCGCCAGCCGGGCGCGCCACCGAGCCGCGCGCCAUGGGCAACAUCCAGAAGAAGCUGACGGGCAAGAGCGAGGGCGGCCGGCGGCUGGAGAGGGGCGCGCCGCGGCGGGGCCGGGCGCCGGAGGCCGGCGCGGACAAGCGGGACCGGCCGCGGGCCCCGGCGACGGCGGGCGGUGCCAGUGGGCACCCGGGCGGCGGGCGGGGCGCCGGGGACCCCGCGGCCAGCGCGCCCCCUGGGCCCGGCGCGUCCCCCGGACCUGGCGCGCCGCCGCCGACGGCGCCCGCCGCCCAGGUCGGCCCCGCCGGCCUGAAGAGCCAGGGCAACGAGCUCUUUAAAAACGGGCAGUUCGCCGAGGCGGCUCUCAGGUACUCGGCGGCGAUCGCGCAGCUGGAGCCUGCAGGAAGUGGAAGUGCAGAUGAUCUAAGUAUCUUAUAUUCAAAUAGAGCAGCAUGUUACCUAAAAGACGGAAACUGCAGUGGCUGCAUUCAAGAUUGUAACAGGGCUCUGGAACGUCAUCCAUUCUCAAUCAAGCCUCUUCUUCGACGAGCAAUGGCCUAUGAAACUUUAGAGCAGUAUCAGAAAGCUUAUGUGGAUUAUAAAACAGUGUUGCAAAUAGACUGCGGAAUCCAGAUAGCAAAUGACAGUGUUAACAGGAUAACAAAAAUUUUAAUGGCCCUGGAUGGACCAAGCUGGCGGGAGAAGCUGUCGCCCAUUCCUGCUGUGCCCAUUUCUGCACAAUUGCGAGCUUGGCGGCCUGUGGCAGAGACGCCCCCAGACCAAGUGGGAGAUUCCUGCAGCCAUCACCAACCGGGCAUCACAGAAAGAAGAUGCAGGGAACUUCUGCCAAGGCUUUUAGAUGGUUCAGCAGUCCUGGGAAAAACAUGGAGAUCUCUAGCUUCUAGAAUCCAUUAUUAAUGGGGCCUGGCACAAAGCAUUUGCUCAAUAAAGGAUGAAAAAAUGUUUAAAACCCUUAAAGAAGAAGGAAAUCAAUGUGUAAAGGACAAAAACUAUAAAGAUGCCCUUAGUAAAUACAGUGAAUGCUUAAAGAUUAACAACAAGGAAUGUGCCAUUUAUACAAACAGAGCCCUCUGUUACCUGAAGCUGGGCCAGUUUGAAGAGGCAAAGCAGGACUGUGACCAGGCGCUUCAGAUGGACCUCAGCAAUGUGAAAGCAUGCUACAGGCGAGCUCUUGCUCACAAAGGACUCAAGAAUUAUCAGAAAAGUUUAAACGAUCUCCAUAAAGUUCUCCUACUAGACCCAAAUAUUAUUGAGGCAAAAAUGGAACUGGAAGAGGUCACCAGAAUCCUGAAUGUUCAGGAUAAUGCAGCACCAUUCAACAAAGAAAAGGAGAGAAGGAAAAUUGAGAUUCAAGAGGUGAAUGAAGGCCAUAAAGAGGAGCCUGAAAGGACUUCGGAGGACGUCUCCACUGACUCCCGUGCUUCUGAGAAGGGGUACACAAGCAACGGGCCACGAGAAUUCUAUGAGAAACUACCAAUCCCCAAGCCUAACAAUGCCUACGAAUUUGGCCAGGUUAUAAACGCCGUCAGUAUUAGGAAAGAUAAAGAAGCCUGUGCACACCUGUUAGCCAUCACUGAACCGAAAGACUUGCCAGUGUUGUUGAGUAACAAACUUGAAGGGGAUACAUUCCUGCUCCUCAUCCAGUCUCUGAAAAAUAAUCUAAUUGAUAAAGAUCCUUCUUUGGUAUAUCAGCAUCUUUUAUAUCUGAGUAAAGCAGAAAGGUUUAAGAUGAUGUUGACACUGAUUAGCAAGGGCCAAAAGGAGCAGAUUAAACAGCUCUUUGAUGACCUCUCAGACACACCAAACAAACAUUUUACUUUAGAAGAUGUGCAGGCCCUCAAAAGGCAGUAUGAGCUUUAAAUAAAGAUUAUUGUUAGAUUUCUUCCAUGCAUGUAUGUGUUCCAGUAAUGCUAAUGAGAUGGUAUUGUAAUAGAGUUGCAUGGAUAAAACCUGGCUUAGAAAAGAUCCCUUGGUCUGGACUAUAAAAUAUUUUACUUAUUUUUAUACAUAGAACACAUAUAUUCUACAAUCUGCUUUUUAUUAGUUGUAAAUAUUUUCUUAUGUACCAGAGCUAACAUCUUUAUAUUUAAUAAUAAGUAUAUCUGGAACUUGUUAAGAUGCGUUUUAAUUUAUAUUAUACAUUUUCUUUUAAUAACUUACUUGUUAAAAUUUUGAGUUAAAUUACACUUCUUUGGGCUAUGAAGGAGUCCUGUUAAGUUUGAUAGAAAUGUAUUUCUUUACAGUUCAUU